Dimorphilus gyrociliatus is the source of this 1318-nucleotide messenger RNA. The record is from the annotation of a GenBank genome assembly. Lineage: Eukaryota; Metazoa; Annelida; Polychaeta; Dinophilidae.
AAAUUCAGAAUAGCAUCGAAAGCUAAACAUGUCGCACAACGACUUAUACAGGAUGGUUGAAAAAACUUGCAUCAAUGUUCCUUCUUCAGCUUUGCAAAGGAAGAAAAGCAAAGAUUGCUUGAAUAAUUUACUGAAAAAGAAGGAGCCGCAAUUUGGUAUCAUUUUUGACGUUGAUGGAGUUCUGGCAAGAGGAACUUUAGCCAUACCGAGAGCAAUCGAGGGUAUGAAAUUACUACAAGAUGACAAAGGCCAUUCAAGAGUUCCAAUGUGUUUUGUAACAAAUGCAUUAAAUAGAGAUGAAGAUAAGGCUAAACAAAUUUCUGGAUGGUUUAAUAUGCCAGUUGCAAAAGAGCAAUUAGUUCAAGCUCCAGGCCCAUUACGAAUGUUUACGAAACUUCACAACAAAUUCUGCCUGGUUAUUGGUCAAGGAAGAGUAAAAGAAAUUGCUAGAGACUUAGGAUUUAAGAAGUUCUGCACUUUAGACCAAGUAUCCGAUGCAUAUCCGCUAUUGGAUAUGGUGGAUCAUGGAAAUAGGAAAAAAAUUGCUGAAUUUGGCUACGAGGAAAAAGGGAUGAAUCGUGUUGAAGCCAUUAUUCUGCUAGGCGAACCCAAAAAUUGGUCAUGUGCCCUUCAAUUAAUAAUUGAUUUGCUAAGAUCAUCGGGAAAACCCGAUCAAGCACCCGAAGAACCUCCAGAACGACAUAUACCCGUAAUAGCUUGUAAUAUGGAUUUACAAUUUAUGGAUAGAGCUACAAUUCCUCGUUUUGGUCAUGGUGCUUUCCUCCUUUGUCUUGAGGCUUUAUACAAGAAGAUAACUGGCUACGACCUUCAAUAUACUGCCUUGGUUGGUAAACCUUCUGAGACCACCUUCCGCUACGCUGAACAUUGCUUGACCAUCCAUGCUAAAAAAUUAGGCUUUACAGAGCCACUGAAAACUAUCUAUGUUGUUGGAGAUACUCCCGACAGCGAUAUUGUAGGAGCCAACUUAUAUCAGAGAUACGUGAGGAGGAUGGAAGAGAGACGAAAAAAUAAAGCUGAUCCAAGUGCUGACCCCUCUUAUGACCCAGAAUUGCCGCAAUGUCGCAAUGUUCCGGCUGACGCUCAUUUGCACCCUCAGAGCGUUGAUAACGUUGUACCGUUGCUUGUCUGCACUGGGGUUUUUAAACCAGGUGAAAAUAAGUAUAGAGAGAACGAAGAAAAGUUCUAUCAUGGACAUAGAGACUUUGCUCCAAAUCCUGCUCUCUACAAACCAACUAGGACACAGAAUGACGUAUGCAACGCUAUUGAAUAUGUUUUGGAGAAAGAAGGUAUCGCUUAA